AUGGCCGAGGCAAUUUUUGCGGUCGCGAGGAUCCUGGUGGCUGGGGUCGUCGAGGUCCACGUGGUGGUUAUCAAGGGCCACGAAUCUACAAAUCCCAACGUCAAAAACGUCGAAGACUCUUCCGCCAAGGCUCUGGUGGGAAGGAUAAAGAAUGCGGAAGAGCGUUCCCGUUGCCCUGGCCGGCCAGGCUAUGGCACGCUGGGACAGUCCGUCACGCUAUAUGCCAACUAUUUGUCUUUCACUUCCGUUGGUAGGCCAGUCUUCCGCUAUAGUGUGUCUAUCGCAAAGGACCAGGGUCGAGAUGUGCCAGUCAAGAAAGCAAGGCAAAUUGUCUGUCUCUUGCUUGAAGAACACUUCGUCAAAAACCGGUAUAACGUUGUCACUGAUUACCGAUCAAAUUUGAUCUCAUGUGUCGACCUGGGCCUGCAUGGAGACGAGAAGUUCUGUGUUCGGUAUAAGAAUGAGAAUGAAACUGACUUCGUCGAGGAUCCCAAGGUCUAUAAAGUGACUGUUGGAGCUACGGGAACUCUCAACCCCGCGGAUUUGCUCACCUACCUUACAUCGAGCGAGUUUGAAUACCCGUUGAUGCAACAAGAGCAGAUUGUGUCCGCGAUGAACGUGAUCAUUGGACACCACCCCAAGAAUGAAAAAUCGGUAUUGUCAAUUGGAGGUAACAAGCAUUUCAGCCUGGAUGCCUCGAUGGGUGAAAAGGCUACUUUGGCCGGUGGUUUAGAAGCACUGCGUGGUUUCUUCGUCAGUGUUCGUGCGGCCACUGCCCGGGUGCUAUUGAAUGUCCAAGUCAAAUAUCUGGCCUGCUAUCAAGAAGGUCCUUUGCCGACGGUUAUUCGAGAAUACCAGCACGCAAACCGUCGUAGCCUUUACCAUUUGGAAGGUUUCUUGAAGGGUAUGCGCGUCCGUACCACACAUAUUGUGCGCAAGCAUAGUAGCGGCAGGGUUCGAUCUGCAUCGGUCAAGACUAUCACUGGGUUGGCAACUCCUGUCGAUGGUCACUCCCGUACUAACCCGCCCAGGGUGGUCCGUCAUGGUGCCGGGCCCUUCGAAGUGCAGUUUUUCAUGGAGUCGAAGAACGCGCAUGGUGCGGCAGUCGUGCGCGCUACCGCUGCAGCCGAGGGCAAAGCGAAGAGAGCGAAGAAGGCUGUCAAAGCGGGGCCGGUCACUCCAGGACAGUAUAUCUCAGUCGGAGAGUAUUUUAAGAGAGAAUACAACAGGGAUUUGGACCCGAAGCUGCCUGUUGUCAAUGUGGGCAACCGGCAGUUUCCCUCAUACCUCCCCGCGGAAGUGUGUGAAGUUGAGCCUGGUCAAGCCGUUCGAACUAAACUCACUCCUGACCAGACAUCUGACAUGCUGCGCUUCGCUGUGAUGGGUCGCACGCCGGCGCAGGAUGCUCAGUCUAUUGCAACUAAGGGUGUUGCCAUGCUGGGUCUAGGAGAGCCACUAAAUGCUACUCUUUCUGCGUUCGGUGUCCGUGUCGGCAAUGGCCUUAUCACAGUACAAGGCCGCGUCUUGCCUCCCCCGAAGAUUCAAUAUGCCAAACAGAAGGAGAUUCCCACAACGACUGGCUCGUGGAAUAUGAAAGCUGUGCAAUUCUCCAGGCCCGCUUCUCUGAAGCCUUGGACAUAUCUCUAUGUUCUUCGGCCCGGUGCUCGCGCACAUUGGAACAAUUCAGCUGAAAUGAUGGAGUCCCUGCGCAAGUUUACUUCUGUCCUCAGAACCCUUGGUAUUGAUGCCGAGCCACCGAAGGCAGGCCAGCGUAUCGUCCUUGAUGGCAGAAAUGAUGCUGAGCAUAUAGAAAGAAGCGUUCGCGAACUCCAAGACCGUUACCGACCUUCCUUAAUCCUGGGCGUCCUCUAUGCUAAAGACACAGUUCUUUACAACUCGAUUAAGCUGGUUUGCGAUGUUCGCUGCGGUGUCCGAAAUGUUAACGUCCAGGCCGAAAAAUUGCGAGUCGCACAGGACCAGUACUGUGCCAACGUGGGGUUGAAGGUUAACCUUAAGUUGGGCGGUGGAAAUCAAAAUCUUCGCCGCUCAGAGCUUGGCUUAUUUGCCAAUGGCAAGACGAUGCUUGUCGGCCUCGAUGUGACCCACCCCUCUCCAGGGUCAGCACGCCAUGCUCCCAGCGUAGCAGCCAUCGUCGCCUCUGUCAACGCCGCUCUCGCUCAAUGGCCAGCCGAGAUCCGCGUCCAGCCUUCUAAACAGGAAAUGGUCGCCGAUCUUGACGCCCUGCUGCAGUCCCGUCUCAGGUAUUGGGCCCGGCAUAACAAGAACGAAUACCCGGAAAAUAUUGUUGUCUACCGUGACGGUGUUUCGGAAGGCCAAUACGACCUUGUCCUUGGACAAGAGCUCCCUCUGCUCAAACAAGCUUGUAAAACUAUUUACCCGGCCAGCGCCACAGCCCGCGGCCUCCCGCGUAUGGCCGUCAUCGUGGUGGGUAAGCGUCACAACACUCGCUUCUAUCCCACCGUCGCCGCUGACGCAGAUCGCUCCGCGAACCCAUUGCCCGGAACCGUCGUUGACCGUGGGAUUUCUGAGGCCCGACAUUGGGACUUCUUCCUCCAGGCGCACUCAGCGCUUCAAGGAAUCGCUCGUCCCGCCCACUACUUCACAGUGUGGGAUGAAAUUUUCUCUGAUGGUCGGCCAACGGCAGUCGGGCCUUUUGGAGCAGCAGAUACCCUGCAGGACUUGACCCACAAGCUGUGCUAUCUAUUCGGCCGUGCAACCAAGGCAGUUAGUGUCUGCCCUCCAGCUUACUAUGCGGAUCUUGUAUGUACACGGGCGCGAUGCUACAUGAGUGAGCCUUUCGACCCUAUCCCCUCUGCGACACCAGAAGCAAGUGUUCUGGGAAUUGAGAGCAGUCGAAGUCUGGUGCCAAAUUGUGACCAGGUUGUUGUGCACCCUAAUGUGAAGGAUACCAUGUUCUACAUUUAG
This is a messenger RNA of Penicillium subrubescens, 2946 nucleotides long. RefSeq names its product argonaute family protein. The record is from RefSeq and is a predicted model, not a curated record. The transcript is spliced from 4 exons. Lineage: Eukaryota; Fungi; Ascomycota; Eurotiomycetes; Eurotiales; Aspergillaceae. Gene Ontology annotation, molecular function: RNA binding; protein binding. The coding region runs from base 1 to 2946 and encodes 981 amino acids.